Ziziphus jujuba (common jujube) is the source of this 1091-nucleotide messenger RNA. RefSeq lists its product as uncharacterized. The record is from RefSeq and is a predicted model, not a curated record. Lineage: Eukaryota; Viridiplantae; Streptophyta; Magnoliopsida; Rosales; Rhamnaceae. The transcript is spliced from 2 exons. Bases 144 to 629 code for a protein of 161 amino acids.
UCUCACAUUCAUCAUAUCUUAUAUCUCACAUAGCUAGCAAGCAGAGCAUUCCUUAUAUCGAUCCCUCCUAGCUACCUAAAACUCUAUUCUCUCUUUUUCCAAACUUUUUCUUUCAUUUUCAUUACCCUUUUGCUUUAGAAGAAAUGGCCACUGUUGAGGUUGCACAAACACCAGCAACGGUCAAAGAGAAUGAGACAACACAAGAGGUGAUCAAGACAGAGGACACAGCCACCGUAAAAGAGCCAGUUGCAGAAACCCCGGCUGCUACUGAGACAGCAACCACACAAGAAGAAGCAAAAGAAGCAGCACCUGAAGCUGCUGCAGAGCAACCAUCUGCCGCUAAGGAAGAGGAAGCUGCAGAGACCAAGGAAGUGAAAGUGACCGAAGAAGCAGAGGUCAAGACAGAGGAUCAGCCAGAACCAGCUGCAGAGAAAGCAGUGGAAGAGAGCACUCAAGAGACCGUGAAGGCUGAAGAGCCUGUUGCUGCUGCUGCUGCUGCUGUUGAGGAGGUGAAAGAAGAGACCACCGCUGAGAAGGCGGUUGAGCCGGCUCCGGUCGAGGAAAAGAAACCGGCUGAAGAAGCAAAGGAGACCAGCACAGAAAUUCCAGUUGAGAAAACUGAAGACUAGAAGAUCUGUCCAAGUGAAAAGAGUAGACAGUGAACGAGGAAGGGAAGAAGAGAGUAGUUUGUGGGUUGCAUGUCAAAGUUGGUCAGCUUUUGCUUAUUUUAUUAUUAUUAUUACAUAUAUUUUUUUGGUCUUGUUGUUUUUUUCAUUUUCAUAUAUUAGUUUAUGAUUAUAUAAGUAAGGUUUGGAAAUUUGGAAGCUAAAAUUUACUAUUAAGCAAGUUGGGGACCAAGCUAGCUAAGCAUACUCGCACUGUGGCAUAUGUGGGGGUUUUAAUUAUUUAUAUAUAUGUUAAAGCAAAACAUCGAUGCAUGCUUAUAGAUAAACAUUUAAGGAUUGAUUGUACAUGUGCUAUGUGGAGUGUGAAAUGUUGGGAGGGGUCAAAAAAUGAGUUUGAUAAUGUUGUGAUGAUAUGUGAUCUUUUUUACUAGGGUUUUUGAAUAAUUAAACUAUCUUCUUCUUCUU